UAUCAACCUAAAUAUCCUAAAAUGAAUAUUUGAAAUCUAAGCUGUGUCCUGUGAUCCAAGUUUGAAGUGUAUAUUAUAAUAUCGAACUAUGUACACCAAAAAUCUAAUAAUAUAAUACAAUUUAAUACAAAUGAUACAAUGGCAACUAAAAAAUUAACAAAGAUAAUCGUAGUCGGAUCCGUUGCCCUAUGCAGCUAUUCAGUUGGGACAUAUGUUGAAAGAAAGAAAUAUUCCUCUUGCCCAACAUUUGCACCACUCAAAAGUAUGCCAGCUUUACCAGUAUUUGCUACAGUCUCGGCAGCAACUCCUUUGACUCCUGUCCCUCAUUCAGAGACCCAUGUCAGUCGAGUGUCUCAGAUAAUGAAGUAUGGAUUCCCUGGCCUAGAUCAAGUCAGAUCAUUUGAUGAUUACAUUUUGAGCUAUGAUAGGCGGAACAGAGUAGCACACUGGGUGUUUGAACAUCUUACUCCUGAGAAUGUGAAGCCAAAUGAUCAAGUUGAUAGAACCAAAUGUGAAUUCAAACCUGAUGAAAGUGUUCACAAGUUAUUCAGGUCAGAUAACUCUGAUUAUAAGAAGUCUGGGUAUGAUAGAGGACACCUUGCUGCAGCUGGAAAUCAUAAAUCAAAUCAAAGGCAUAUAGAACAGACUUUUUAUUUGACAAAUAUGGCACCCCAAGUGGGGAAAGGCUUUAAUAGAGAUGCUUGGAAUAGUUUAGAAAAGUAUGUAAGAAAGUUGACAAAAGUAUAUAGGAAUGUGUACUGCUGUACUGGACCAUUAUAUUUACCAAGGAAAGAAAAUGAUGGUAAGACUUAUGUGAAAUAUGAAGUUAUUGGAGCCAAUCAUGUUGCAGUUCCUACACAUUUUUAUAAAGUUGUGGUGGGAGAAACUGCUGAGGGACAUUUUGAAAUGGAAUCUUAUGUUAUGCCAAAUCAAGUUAUUGAUGAAGGGACACCACUUACUAGUUUCCAGGUGCCACCAGAAAGUAUUGAGAGAGCAGCAGGUUUGUUAUUUUUUGAUAAUCUCUCUAGAGAUAAACUGAGAAAAAUCAAUGGAAAGAAAAAUUAAAUGAAGUAGGAUUGUAAAUAGGUUUUAAUAUUUUGUAUAGUAUUUUUUUAGCCUAUUAGAUAUAUGUAUAUGAUUCAUACAAACAUUUCUUCAAUUUACAGCAGAUCUCCACUUUUCAUUUCAUCCUUUUUAAGAGUUAUUGGGAGUCCCAUUAAUGCAGCUUGUUCCAGCAAAUUUCUGUUCUUUCUCAAAUCACUAUCUAACUUUUCUUGCUUAUUUUCUCUGAGGUACUUAGCUGAAGUGUCUGAAGGUUCUACUAAGCCAUCUGAUAAUUGAUAAAAUACACAAGUUGAAUCUGCAUGCACAAUAACUAAAAACAAUAUUUCACAAAUGUUUGUCUUGAUUAAACUUUGAAUUCCCAGGAAAUUCAAGUUUUCAUACACUGUCACAGGUAUGAAAGCAGAAACUGGACUGUUUUUCAUCUUUUUGGCGGUAAUAACGAUUCUCUUUAUGUUUUCAUUGUAGAAAUAUUGUAUGUCAUGGUAUUUUUUCACUUCACAAAGUUCAAGGUAAACUUGCAGUGUGACGACUGCUUGUUGUUUGGUUCCAAGUUUUGUAAAUUCAUUCAUUAGAAUAUCGUUCAUUUUCUAUGAUGUUUCUCAUCUCAUACCCAAAUUUAAUACAUAUUUAUCAGAAUUAGAGGUUUUGAUGAUUUAUUAAAGCGCUAUUUGAAUUUCGCUCAACAGCAACAUGACAUGCUGACGCUGACA
Phaedon cochleariae (mustard beetle) is the source of this 1775-nucleotide messenger RNA. The record is from the annotation of a GenBank genome assembly. Lineage: Eukaryota; Metazoa; Arthropoda; Insecta; Coleoptera; Chrysomelidae.